CUCCCUCUCCCUCCCUCUCUUUCUCUUCUUCCUCCUCCCUCUAAUCGCAUCUCAAAACUCCACGUCAUCAUGUCCAACGACAUCUUGACCCAGCUUCAGACCUGCUACGAUCAACUUCUCACACAACUCUUUUCUACUCUCAGCUACCUCUCGCAAAGACACCCACUGAUCCAUCCGAUCCCCGACCCAAAUGAUCCCUAUACAAACCCACCAACUCAAGAUGGACACGACAACACCAACACUAUUGCCCCAGGCUUAGAAGAUACUGAUCGAGCACCAUAUCCUCUCCGGCCCGUGGCUCCAUCCACCUUUGAAAACGCCCAGCAGGAACUCGCAGAAGAUCUGGUGCUUAAGACCCAGCAGAUCGAACUACUGAUUGCAAGAUUGCCUGGCAUAGGACUAGGAGAGAAUCAGCAGCGAGAAGAGAUUGAGAAAUUGAGUGUCAAGGUGCGAGAGAUGGAGGAAAGGAGGAAAGCUAAGAGGAAAGAAAUGAGGGAGUAUGUCAAGAAGUUGGAUGAUGUGGUUUUGGGUAUGGCCAAGAGUAUUGAGUACUCUCCAAAAGAGGCGAAUGGCGUCAAUGGACAUGACAAGGGUUGAAGGAAGAUUUGGCCACAACAAUACAUGGCUACUAUGUUUCGACACUUGCGGGUUCAGCUCAGCCGAAAUGCUGAUUAUAGUGUCAGCUAUUCAAAGGUCCCAGAACUCCGACAACCCCCAAACACGGUUUGCCCACAUGGGUGCAAAGGCUUUGAUGUCGAAUGACUCCCACAAUGCGCGGUCUAUCAACCUUUCAACUUCGGAUUCAACGCUCUGACAAUACGAAUGAUGGGUAUUCAAGUCUACGAGAUCCAACCAAAACCUGACUUGACGCCUAUGUAUCAUCUCUCGUCCCAAACCCAAGGACGCAGAUGAAUGUACCCAGAGUCAUUAUAUCCAAAUGGAAGCGGCCUGUCAGCCAAGGGAACACCAUGUUCCCCACACACUAUACCAUCAUACUUUUCCGUCGAGAUGCCAGUCUUUCGGCGCGAGAUUCCGGCUGUACUGUGGCUGCCGCUUGGUCUCCAGUUCUCGACACUGGUGUCGAUCGGAUAUUCGAAGCAACACUAGCUGCCCGCUUCAACUCUUUCCCUGACGUUGAGGUUGCAUCUGUUCCUCUAGAAGCAGACGCCUCGGCCCGUAAACUCGCCGCCGAAGCAGGUCUGCUAAAAGCUCUGGCGGAAUGCGAAUCGGACUUGGUUGCAUGAUUGACAGGUGCAGAUGAGGCUGGUUGCAUGGAAUGGCGCCUGCUAAGUGAGGCACCUGACGUUCCAGAAUGGACUCUGCGCCGCGCAGCCGAUGCUGAGGGCGUCGCGGUCUUUGAGUUGGAGACAAGAUUACCAUCAUCUUCUUCUUUCGCCACAGGCGACGAAGAUGGUGGAUCAAAGAUACUCAGCCGAUCAACGGCUUUUUCCAAUUCAUCACCAUAAUCUGUCCGAUCAUGCUUUGAUGUUUCGUGUGCUGGUAGUGCCGCAUCCUUGAUGCUCGGAAUCACAAGUCGAUCUUUGGCCAGAUCCUUCUUCUCUUUAUCCCGCAACGGACUAGCAGGGUCCUCAUUGCCGUUGCCGUUACCGUUGCCGUUGUCGUUCGUCGAUACUGGCAAAUUUCUCCAUCUCGUGUCCGAACCAGCAUCUCUCUUCUCCUGUUUAACCACUGGCCCAUCAAGAGUCUCACAACCAGACCUCGCCCGUUCCAGACUAGUUGUACGAGAGUGCGUAGCACUAUUGGUGGGGUUGUCCUUCUCUUUCUUCUCAAUCCCCUCCACCGCACCCACAAGUUCUCUCCCUGGUCUCCUCAUCUUAUCGCGCAGAUUCGGUUCCGCAUAGCUAACAGCGGCUCGUGCACGUCGUGAGCCACGGCCAAUACUUCCGUUGAGGACAUCUUCGACGGAAUUGAGAAUGGCGGCUUCUUUGUGCGUGGCGCGUACGCUGGGUUCAGUGGAGAUGGGGGAGAGUGGAUCUUCAGGG
Exophiala mesophila is the source of this 2003-nucleotide messenger RNA. RefSeq lists its product as uncharacterized. Lineage: Eukaryota; Fungi; Ascomycota; Eurotiomycetes; Chaetothyriales; Herpotrichiellaceae. The record is from RefSeq and is a predicted model, not a curated record. Gene Ontology annotation, biological process: regulation of transcription by RNA polymerase II. Bases 70 to 597 code for a protein of 175 amino acids. The transcript has a single exon. Gene Ontology annotation, molecular function: transcription coregulator activity. Gene Ontology annotation, cellular component: mediator complex.